AUGGUUGAUACAAGACGUACGAAGAGUAACGCCACCACGACGGGCCCAUCUCAUGGUUUUGUGGUGGAAACCUCAAUACAACAGCACGGAAUCAUGCCUGCCAACGCCCUGCAGCCGUCUUCUAGUGCUUUGCAGCCGCCUUCAGCUGCUGGAAUUGCAGAACAGCCGCCACAUGACCCUGGGACCUCCACAGCCUUGCAGUCGCCAGCGCCGAUUACCGGAGCUGCUCUGCCUCGCUGUCCUGCCGUCGGAGCACAGCAGCAGCCACACCACUUAACUACCGGACUUGCUGCACAGCCCCAUGGCUACUCUGACAUCGUCCCAGUCUCGGAGCAGAUCCAUUCUCUCCCUCCUCUGCGAUCACACUUGACAUAUGCACCUGUGUACGCGUCCAAUGGAGCCCUAGCCCACAUGCCGUUGGGCCCAAUGCACACCACCCUACUUGGCCCGGGCAGUCAAGUGGACCUUAACUCGCGGGUUGAUCAACUCACACAGAAGGUCGAUGAUCAAAACAACCUGAUUGGCCAGCUACUCAGGCAGAUCAACUUGAAUCAAGGCCCCAACCUUGGACCCCGUGACGAGGAGAGGAGGGCACCCGAGCAUGCUGGCGAGCAAUUCGAGAGGUCCCAGGCUAGUCAGACAAGGGCAAACCGGCAGGGAAGAGAGCGAGAUCGUGCAGACGAGACACAGACAGCUGCAAGCCGUACUCUGAGCCGUUCGAGGCUAGGACCCAGGACCAAUGUGCUCGAGAGGCUAGGCCCACAAUCCAAUGUUCGUGCUCGCUUAGGUCCACAAGGAGCUCGAGUUCGUGAGCGGUCGCGGCGACAAGCUGUGGAGGGAUCCUCCCAAACUCAACCUUCUCUCCUGCCCCAUCGGCAGGGCAACCAAGGGGAUCGACCCUUGGGAGCCGGAGAAGAAGUUAGCCGAUCACGUUCGAGGCACCGAAGACGUCGACCUGAACGACCUUCCUUGCAAGCAGAGGAUGACGAUCGACGCUCACCAGCCCGCUCGAGGUCCAACAUGCGGCGACAAGCUGUGGAGGGAUCCUCCCAAACUCAACCUUCUCUCCUGCCCCACCGGCAGGGCAACCAAGGGGAUCGACCCUUGGGAGUUGGAGAAGAAGUUAGCCAGUCACGCUCGAGACUCCGAAGGCGCCGACCUGAACGACCUUCCUUGCGAGCAGAGGGUGACGAUCGACGCCCACCAGCCCGCUCGAGGACCAACACGCGGCGACAAGCUGCAGAGGAAUCCUCACAAGCUCAAUCUCCUAAUCUGCCUCACGGGCAGAGCACCCAAGGGGAUCGACCCUUGGGAACCGAGGAAGAAGCUAGCCAGUCGCGCUCGAGGCACCGAAGACGUCGGCCCGAGACUCCAACCCUGCGAGCAGAGGAUGUCGCAAAGCUGGUAAAUGACCAACUCCGAGGUCUCCGACUCAAAGGAAGCGCGGAGGAGGCCCUGUGCAAGGAAAUUGAUCGAGUUGACCGCUCGCCCUUUACCGACGAGGUGGAACGAGCCCCGCCGCCGAAGCGGUUUACAACGCCAUCCAUCACUCCAUUCAAGGGGGACUCUGACCCUGAGAGCCAUUUGAGGCACUUCAAGAGCGCCAUGAUCCUGUACAAGGCAGACGACGCCCUGAUGUGCAAAGUGUUCGCGAUGACCCUGCGAGGAGCAGCUCAGGAUUGGUUCCACACUCUACCGUCCGCGUCAAUAGGCAACUUCAUGGAGUUCGCCAUCAUUUUCACAAAGGAGUACACCUCCUACAAGACGGUCAGAAAGCAUGCAGACCACCUGUUCAACCUGCGCAAGAAGCCAGACGAGUCUCUACGAGACUACCUGAGACGGUUUAAGGCUGAGAAGGCUAACAUCAUAGGAUGCAACGACCAAGUUGCAUCCUCAGCAUUCAAAAAGGGCUUGCCAACCGAGCACGAGCUAUACCGGGAGCUGGCCAUAACUCCAAGUCAAACCUUGGCAGAAGUGUUCGCGACGGCAGAGCGCUACGCACUUUGGGACGAUGAUCGUAUCGCCGCAAAGAAAGCUAGCAAGCAAGUUGACCACCCGACGAAGCAGGCAAGCCAAAAGAGCAACAAGUUCGAGCAAAAAGCCCGAGAUAAGCGCAGAUCGCGGCCCCAAGAGGGAAGCUUAGAAACAGGGACCUUCACCGAGUUCGCUAUCCCAAUCCACCAGAUCCUAGCUCAAGUGAAGGAUAAGCCGUGGGUGAGGAGACCACCACCCAUGAAGGGAGACCCCUCUAAAAGAGACGCCAGCAAAUACUGCGCAUUCCACGGGGAGCACGGUCAUUACACCAACAACUGCAACGCUUGGAAAAGGCACCUUGAGGAGCUGGUCAGAGAAGGCCAUUGCACAGAGUUCGUUGCAAAGAAGGCUAUCCAGCAGAUCGAGGAUCGUGAUGUAGCUGCCAAGGAACCUCCCCAAAAGGUCAUACGAAUCAACACCAUUCUAGCCGACUCCCAAGAGUCCGGGCUGACCACCAAGGAGCGCAAGAGAAAGAUCGCGCAGGCAACUUAUGUCUCCCAAGUCACAACGGGAGUACCAGCUGUUGGGGAUACACCUAUCAUUGGCUUCCAGAAGAAGGACUUGAUCGGGUUGGACCUGCCACAUAAUGACGCCCUAGUCAUCUGCAUCCAAAUUGAACAAGCUGUGAUCGAGCGAGUUCAUGUAGAUGAGGGCAGCGCAGCCAACAUCCUGCAACUAUCUGUUAUCCAACAGAUGGGGUUCGAGCCCAAGAUUAGCAAACUUGCCAGAUCGCUCACCGGCUUCAAUGGGGCCACAUCAAUCACUGUUGGAACGAUCGACUUGGAUGUCCACUCACCCCCAGUAGUCUGCUCGCAGACCUUCAUGGUCAUCGACGAGGUUUCCCCCUACAACGGAAUCCUGGGCCGACCGUGGAUCAGCAAGAUCGAGGCCAUCACAUCUGCUCUACAUCAGAAGAUCCGUUAUCCCAUCCCUGGGGGCGGAAUCGGGCAGAUCAACAGUGACCAAGCCAUGGCAAGGAGAUGCACCGCCCAAGGGCUCAAGAAGAGCAAGCAGCUGCAGUUCACACCAGUAAUGCAAGCUGCCAACGAGGCAAGAAGCGCUCUUAGCAGACAAGCAAACCCGAAAGGGAAGGAAGUUGCUGGCUCACAAUAG
Molecule: messenger RNA, 3147 nt
Organism: Prunus armeniaca (apricot)
Lineage: Eukaryota; Viridiplantae; Streptophyta; Magnoliopsida; Rosales; Rosaceae
Source: the annotation of a GenBank genome assembly